Molecule: messenger RNA, 1405 nt
Organism: Bicyclus anynana (squinting bush brown)
Lineage: Eukaryota; Metazoa; Arthropoda; Insecta; Lepidoptera; Nymphalidae
Product: putative odorant receptor 92a
Exons: 7
Coding region: 40-1284 (414 amino acids)
Biological process (GO): sensory perception of smell; detection of chemical stimulus involved in sensory perception of smell
Cellular component (GO): plasma membrane
Molecular function (GO): odorant binding; olfactory receptor activity
Source: RefSeq, a predicted model, not a curated record
UAGAAAGUUUACUAUAAAGUUAAGCAAUCAGCCAAAAAAAUGUCCCAACCGAUCAACUUCGAUAGAUCACUACAAAGACUUCAAUUUAUAUUCCAUUACUGCGGCCUUACUUUUAAAAGUAAAAAACUUACGGCGAAUCAAAAACUUAAACUACGUUGUGUGUACCUUUUCAACUUCUUUUGCCUAAACAGUGACGUACUUGGUGGCAUUUACUGGUUUAUAGAUGGGAUACAAACGGGAAAAUCGUUCGUCCAACUAACUUACAUCUCACCCUGUAUAACUUUCAGUUUCCUCGCAAAUCUUAAAGCGAUCUUUCUUAUACAUAACGAAAACCAUGUCUCUGAUUUGAUUGACGAUCUACGGGAAUUAGAACGCAAAGAUGAAAUUGGUAAUGACAAUAUAGAAAACAAUGAAGAAAGAGUUAUAAAAGAUAAUAUAAGAGGAAAACACGUUAGAUUUCUACAUUCAGUGUUAAAAUGCUCAAAUGUGUUGAGCGUCCUACUUAUUUUAACGUUUAUCGUUAGUCCGUUAAUUUUAAUAGCAUUGAAAUAUUACCAAACCAAGGAAGUGGAGUUGAUUUUGCCGUUUCUGGUAAUUUAUCCAUUUGAUUCGCACGACAUAAGAUAUUGGCCGUUCGUGUAUUUGCAUCAGUUUUGGUCGGUAAACGUGGUGCUCCUAAACAUCUGCGCCGUGGAUGAUCUUCUUUAUGUCUGCUGCACCUACAUCGCAAUACAGUAUAGAUUGCUGCGAUAUAACAUUGAGAAUGUGGUUGGGACGAAUCGCGUGUUACAGGACCAUGAAUUGGCAGAGUUUCAACAGAAAUGCAACCAAUUGAUCAAGUGGCAUCAAAAACUUAUUCGACUAGCAAGUAUGUUGGAAUCUAUUUAUGCUGAAUCAAACUUAUUCAACUUCCUGUCGAGCUCUAUUCUUAUAUGUUUAACUGGCUUUAACGUUAUUGAGAUGGAAAACGUUGCAUUUGCCGUGAGUUUCCUCGUGUUCUUGUCGUCGAGUUUGCUGCAGAUAUACAUGCUGUGUUUCUUCGGUGACUUCCUAAUGGCAUCGAGCAUGGAAGUGAGCGAUGCGGUCUACAAUAGUAAGUGGUAUAACCUCAACGCACGGACAAGGAAGAAUUUGCUUAUAGUACAAACAAGGGCGCAGAAGCCUAGCAAGUUGACCGCUCUCGGGUUCUCUGACGUCAAUUUGAAAGCGUUUAUGAGCAUUUUGAGCAGCGCCUGGUCAUACUUCGCUUUAUUGAAAACUGUUUACACCCACUCAGGAAAAUAAACAUUAAACAUCCUCAAUAGCUUAGUGAAUAAAUGUGGGAGUAAAAAUCAAAAGUUCCUUAGUUAAAUUCCCGUAGUUUAUCCUCAUUUUAAUCUUCAUCGUCACAACCUGCUUUAUUACU